AUGCCGCGGCCCAAGAAACCUGGAGCUCCAGAGCCCAAGAGGAGGAGUCGAAAUGGUUGUUGGCCUUGCAAGACACGCAAAGUGAAGUGCGAUGAAACCCGACCAACAUGCCUCAACUGCCAGAAACAAGGCGAAACCUGCGACUACAGCAUACGGUUGAACUGGGAAGGUAGAGGGAAGAAGCAAGCGGAAGUGUCGGGAGGACCGGGUCAGAUAAAUUUCUCUGCUGGAAUGAUAAGUGCUGGGCCGAGCAGACCUAUCACCAGGGUCUCAGGAGGAGGUCCCAAAACAUCGCCGGUGGGAUUUCAGACCUCGCCAUUUGGGAGGCAACAUCAGUCAGCUGCUGUAGAAAUGCAAGGCCAGCCACGGUCUAAUCCCGCCUUCGCGAACCAAAGCCCCCAAGAGCAACAGGAAGCCUCGCAAUUGCCGCCUCCUCGAUCAGUACCCUCCGAGAUGUCGACGAUUGACCCGGCACUGAUGGCUUCACUUGGCUCAACUGCGGCAAUGUACAACGAUAGUACGUACGGUGGUAUGCAUGGUCGACUGGAGCCCCAAUAUAGGCAAAGCUAUGAGCGAUGCCAUUCUCCUACACCAGGCACAAUGCCAGUUCACCCACCUGCAGUCCCUAGAUUUCGCCAAGCCCGAGCGCUGGAAGAUGCGGUUUCGUCUCCCAGUGAAACUGGAAUCGGGAGCCCCGCCGCCAGUACCUUGUCUAGCCGGAGUACUGCCUUGCCGAGCUCUGAAAGCUCUGCAUCAACACCAUCAUUCUUUGGCAAUGCCAGAGAUAAUGGUGAGUUUCCCCCGCCGGACAUGGUGAACUCCGACAGGCCGCUCAAGCGUGUGCGCUACCAAUCUGGUCAAGAUGCCAACAGUCCGUCUUAUGAUCCGACGAUGCCGCCUCCGAACAUGACAUCUUACCUUACUACGUAUAAUAUCGAGUCUCAAGCCUCCAGUGUUAUAUUGGCAGCUCCAAAUUCAGCCGGCACUCCUUUGACUCCAGCGUCGAGCCACAGUGAUGAUGCAUUGAGAGAUUCCUAUAAGGUGUAUCCGGCGAGACUCUCACCACCUCCUACGCAUGACUCUCCCGACCCCCGCCGCCUGUCAGUCAGUUCACUACUAUCUGCUCCACCAGGCAUGUCUUACCAGAAUGACCGGACGUUUGGUGGCGGAAACCGGGGCGCUCAGGAUUGGUCCCACCAAUCUCACGAUAUAUAUCAGGAUACAACUACUUAUGGCAUCGAUAGAGGAUUUAAGGACCUCGAUAUUGGCAAGAAUGAUGAUAUGAAUGCAAUCUCCGGAUCCUCACCUGUUUCUACAAGGGCCCACCUUGACCUUGUUUUGGGUGCGGAUGGUGAAUUCCUGCCAAUGGAAUUUGGAUUCGGUAUGGAAGAAAGCAGCACUGCUUUGGAAAAUGGAGCUUACUACGACAAGCCCGUUCCUGUCUGCAUUCCUCGAGCGCUCGAGCCUUUGCCGAGCAAGCUUUUGGAGAAUCCUAUGAAUUUAUUGUAUUUUCAUCAUUUCAUCAACCAUACUGCGGACUGUCUAAUUCCACAUAACUGUUCUUCCAAUCCUUUCAAGAGCACCCUGCCCCAAAUGGCCGUGCAAGAUGACAAUCUGCUUAACCUUCUGCUCGCCUACUCCGCUUCUCAUAGGGCUCGUCUGCUGCGACAACCAGAGCCGGCUACCCGGAUCGCAUUGUGGGUGCAGGAUAUCUUUCCGAAUCUUCGACGCGCUCUUGAUCAUCCAAGUGAAAUCAUAUCCAACGCAAAUCUGGCGACAGCUAUUAUGCUUGCUUCUCUCGAAAUAAUUUCUCCAAAAGCCUUUGGCGUUUCGGUCCCUUGGCAAAUCCAUUUGGAUACCGCUCGGCAAAUGAUAGCAGCUAGAGGUGGUCCACAACGAAUGAAGACUGCGUCUCGCGGCGACAAGGUUUCUUCUUUUCUAUGGAGCUGGUUCGCUUAUCUCGAUGUUCUAGGAAGUUUGAGUGGUGGAAAAGCCAACGCUUCUUCAUCUACCUGGAUUCUUGACUACGAAAUAGACGAAGAGGAUGACUACCAGAUCGACUGUAUUCUCGGUUUCACUAGUCGCUGUAUUAGGAUCCUCGCAAAAAUCGCGGAGCUUUCCAGAAUAUGCGAUAGUGAGCGUAUUGGACCCGACCAUUCAAUUCGAGCAGAUUGGCAGCCUUCGGAUGACGUCGUGGCCCGAGCUGGAAAACUCGAAUCUGAUCUCGCUGCUUCCCGUCUGCAUCCUGCAAAACCAUGCACGCAUAUGCAAUCCACCGGAGAAGCGGCAUAUCAAUGGGAUAGUCUCGAAAUGGCAGCUACCAACGAAGCCUUCCACUGGGGCGGUCUUGUUCAUCUCCAUCGACGAAUUCUUGGGAAGCCUUCCACACAUAAUGACGUUCAGACCGCUGUUCGCGAAAUAUUCGGCGCGCUGUAUAAAGUCAGGAGAGGCAGUAGUGCGGAAGCUUGCCUUCUCUUCCCAAUGUUCACUGCCGGUUGCGAUACUCAAGACGAGAGACAAAGGGCUGACAUACUGGAGAGGAUCAAAGGCGUGGAACGUUUCGGUAUGACCCAAGUUCACAAAGCUCGCACUUUGAUGGAGCGAGUUUGGGAGACGGGAAAACCGUGGGAGACUCUCAUGGCUGGCGAGUUCUUUGGAUAG
Amorphotheca resinae ATCC 22711 is the source of this 2661-nucleotide messenger RNA. RefSeq lists its product as hypothetical. NCBI's taxonomy places the organism in Eukaryota, Fungi, Ascomycota, Leotiomycetes, Helotiales, Amorphothecaceae. The record is from RefSeq and is a predicted model, not a curated record. The transcript is spliced from 4 exons. Gene Ontology annotation, cellular component: nucleus. Gene Ontology annotation, molecular function: transcription cis-regulatory region binding; DNA-binding transcription factor activity, RNA polymerase II-specific; zinc ion binding. The coding region runs from base 1 to 2661 and encodes 886 amino acids. Gene Ontology annotation, biological process: positive regulation of transcription by RNA polymerase II.